AUGUCGCUGCCCUCGCCGUCGACGGCUUCCAGGUCGUCGACGACGACGCUGACGGCGCUGAGCAUCGACAAGGGCGACGACGAUGGCCCCCCGUGGGAUGCUCCGGACAAGCCUGCUGCGGUCGCGGCCGCGGCAUGGCAGGCGCCCUUUGGCAUCAUGUCCUGGAUCUUCUUGUCAAACCUGACCAUUCUCCUCAACAAGUGGCUCAUUGACACUGCUGGCUUCCGUGAGUUCUCACCACCCUUGUCCCGUCAACGCCGGCAUAGAGUUCAUAGAGACGGUCAUGCUAACACUCCCACCCGCGCAGCGAUCCUCCUGGCGUGCUGGCACUUCAUCUUCACCUCCGUCACGAUACACAUCCUCGCCCGCACCACCACCCUGCUCGACUCGCGCCACUCUCUGCACAUCACCCCGCGCAUCUACGCCCGCACCAUUAUCCCCAUCGGCGUCUGCUUUUCCCUCUCCCUCAUCUGCUCCAAUGUCGUCUACCUUUAUCUCUCCGUCGCCUUCAUCCAAAUGCUCAACGCCGCCAACCCCGUCGCCGUCCUGGCCGUCUCCUGGAUCUGGGGCGUCGCCGACCCCAGCACGUCGACUCUCCUCAACAUGCUCCUCAUUGUCGCCGGGGCGGCCAUCGCCUCGUUCGGAGAGAUUCAGUUCUCGACGAUUGGCUUUGUGUUUCAGGCUGGUGGCAUCAUCUUUGGUGCCAUCCGCCUGGUCAUGAUCCAGGUGCUCGUCAGUCGGAAGGGGAUGCGGAUGGACCCGCUCGUCGGUCUGUAUUACUUUGGGCCGGCAUGUGCCAUUAUGACGCUGGCUGCGGCCUUGUUCAUUGAGGUUCCUCGGUUCCGCAUGAGCCACCUGAUAGAUGCGGGCGUCGGCAUGCUUGUCCUCAACGCGGCUGUGGCGUUCUUGCUCAACGUCACAACCGUCUACCUGGUCGGAAGAACGUCUGGCCUCGUCAUGGCACUGACGGGCAUCUUCAAGAACAUUCUGCUCAUCGCAGUAUCUGUUGCCAUAUGGAACACCAAGAUAACGCUCCUCCAGGCCGUGGGCUACAGCCUCGCCCUCGUUGGCCUAAUAUACCAUUGGAUCGGGGGAGAUCAGCUCGCAAAGGGUUACAGGGCGGUAACAAGGGGUAUUUUGAGUGCCUCAUCAGGCUUGCCUCUGUUCGAGGCGAGUGUACGACGACGUGUCGUCGUUGUUUCUGGGUGCGUGUUUUGCCUGGGCACACUGGCGAUUGCAUAUAGACAUUUGGGGGGUGGACAGAGCCUUAUAGUAGCUCCACCACCCGUGUGA
Molecule: messenger RNA, 1293 nt
Organism: Purpureocillium lilacinum
Lineage: Eukaryota; Fungi; Ascomycota; Sordariomycetes; Hypocreales; Ophiocordycipitaceae
Source: RefSeq, a predicted model, not a curated record